AGCGCGUCCCUGCGCCGUGGCCGCUGCCAGGCGCCAGGGGCUGCUCGCCGAGGCGCACUAGCGCUCCGGGCUCCGGGCGCGCUGGUCCGCUCCACUCCGCAGCCCCGACCGCCUUGCGUCCCCGUCGUCCCGCGUCUCCGCCAGGGGCCAUGGGCCUGCGCCGCGAGCGCCAUCGCCGACCGCAGGCACCCGAACCCCGGGGCGGGCGCUGACGCGGGCGCCGCUGCCAACUUCGCACGGAGCUGCGGGAGGCGCGGGAGGCAUGAAGACCAGCCGCCGCGGCCGAGCGCUCCUGGCCGUGGCCUUGAACCUGCUGGCGCUACUCUUCGCCACUACCGCCUUCCUUACCACGUACUGGUGCCAGGGCACGCAGCGGGUGCCCAAGCCGGGCUGCGGCCAGGGCGGCGGCGCCAACUGCCCCAACUCGGGCGCCAACGCCACCGCCAACAGCACAGCCGCCCCCGCCGCCGCCGCCGCCAGCCCGGCCGGUUCGCCCUACAGCUGGGAGGCGGGCGACGAGCGCUUCCAGCUGCGCCACUUCCACACCGGCAUCUGGUACUCGUGUGAGGAGGAGCUCGGUGGCCCGGGUGAGACAUGCCGCAGCUUCAUUGACCUGGCUCCGGCUUCAGAGAAAGGGGUGCUGUGGCUGUCAGUGGUCUCCGAGGUGCUCUACAUCCUUCUGCUGGUGGUCGGCUUCAGCCUCAUGUGUCUUGAGCUCGUCCACUCCAGCAGCGUCAUAGACGGGCUCAAGCUCAACGCCUUUGCUGCCGUCUUCACGGUGCUCUCAGGCCUCCUGGGGAUGGUCGCGCACAUGAUGUACACACAGGUGUUCCAGGUCACCGUGAGCCUUGGCCCUGAAGACUGGAGACCUCAUUCUUGGGAUUAUGGGUGGUCCUUCUGCUUGGCCUGGGGUUCAUUUACCUGCUGCAUGGCGGCGUCUGUCACUACGCUCAACUCCUACACCAAGACAGUCAUUGAGUUCCGGCACAAGCGCAAGGUUUUUGAGCAGGGCUACCGGGAGGAGCCGACCUUCAUAGAUCCUGAGGCUAUCAAGUACUUCCGGGAGAGGAUUGAGAAGGGGGAUGUGAGUGAAGACGAAGACUUCCGCCUCGCCUGCCGCCAUGAGAGAUACCCCACCCGGCACCAGCCACACAUGGGGGACUCCUGGCCACGGAGCUCAGCUCAUGAGGCAGCCGAGCUAAACCGUCAGUGCUGGGUCCUGGGGCACUGGGUGUGAUGUGACCCAAGCCAGCCCCUGCCUUUCUGCCAUCGCUGGCACUACCCCUCCCACAGGACAUGGAAGCCUGGUGUGUGUGCUGUGGACUCAGCUCUCCAGUCACGGAGACAUCAGGCCUAUACUGCCACCGCUGCCUGGGUCUUGGGGCCCCACAGACGGGUCGGGCAGGCCAGAGGGACUGUACGGGCUGCACAGAGACUUGGAGGCAGCAGCCACCGCCACGCUUAGAGCCCCACCCAGCUGGGAAGCCAGGAAGGACAUGGGCAUUGACCAUUGAACAUCGGACACCCACGAUCAGACACAAAGCCAAGCAGAUGCCCAGAGAGGCAGGGCCCUGUGGGGACAGCGAGCAGGCCUUAUUGAUGGAGAGGCAGCGACUGCCUCUGCAGGGGUCACAGCAGGCACACAGCAGGGGCUCAAUAAAUACUUGUUGAACCUGUUCUCUUGCUGUGUGUGGGCUGGCUCCCUCAUCAUCACCCUGCCCUGGAGGUGUGAGCCCUGGGCCCUGAAGUCAGGGCAAACAUCCAUCGAUGGCCUGCAGUGGUCAGGCUAGAGACAGGUGGGCAGAGCACCAGAGUCCUGAGCAUGGCAGGAGGAGCAGGCCAGGAGCUGGAGAGAGCACAUGUGUUCGGGAACCUCAGCAAUGUGACACCACCCUGACUCUGGGGAUCUUUUACCCUGUGUCUGUGGCCACUUUACAUAAAAGUUCUGGCUCAUCUGCCUGGUGAAAAACAAUUCCUGUCUUGACCGUGAGAGUUUGGGGUCCAGAGAGCGAAGUUUCUUGCUUGAGAUUAGAGCUGACAUGUGGGGGAGUGAAUUUAAAUCAGACUCGCUCCCAGUUAAGUCUCCCAAGAGGACCCAUCCUGCCCUGAAGGAUUUCUAGAGAUUGGCGGAGCGAGGCAGAAUGUGGUCUUCUCCAGCCGUUACCCACCCACCCACCACCCAUCCAUUUAGCCAACAUUCACCCACCGUCAUCCAUGCACCCACUCAUCCAUACAUGAUCCAUCAUUUGCCCAGCUCCCAUCCCUGUACCACAACCCAUUUAGCCAACAUCCAUCCAUACAUUUAUGAUCCAUCCAUCUAUUCAUUCAUCCAUUUAGCAGCAUGCAUCCAUCAUCACCUAUCCAACCAUCCAUCCUAUCCACCCAUCCAGCAUCCAUCUACCUGUCCAUCCAUCCAUUAACCAUGAAUAAGAUCAUCCAUCUCUCUGUCCUCAAUUAUCCAUUCACCCAUGAUCCACCUAUCCAUUAUCCUUCAUCGCCAUUCCUCUUGUCAGUUAUCCGCCCAUGUACCAGCCGUCUUCAUCACCCAGCUACCCAUCCAUGCAACUGUCUGCAUACAGGUGUCUUCUACGUGCCCCCUACUGUGUGCCACUGAAAUGUCCGGAGAAGCAGACAAGUGAUGAAAUGGGAGAUGACAGCUGUGCGUGCGUGUGUGUGCGUGUGUGCGUGUGUGUGUGUGCGUGUGUGUGUGUGCGUGCAUGUGUGUGUGCAUGUGUGUGUGCGUGUGUGUGCGUGUGCGUGCAUGUGUGU
Messenger RNA from Microtus oregoni (creeping vole), 2769 nucleotides. RefSeq names its product GSG1 like (gene Gsg1l). Bases 263 to 1237 code for a protein of 324 amino acids. Gene Ontology annotation, cellular component: plasma membrane. The transcript is spliced from 7 exons. The record is from RefSeq and is a predicted model, not a curated record. NCBI's taxonomy places the organism in Eukaryota, Metazoa, Chordata, Mammalia, Rodentia, Cricetidae.